Porites evermanni is the source of this 1854-nucleotide messenger RNA. The record is from the annotation of a GenBank genome assembly. NCBI's taxonomy places the organism in Eukaryota, Metazoa, Cnidaria, Anthozoa, Scleractinia, Poritidae.
UCCAGUUCAUGCGACGAACAGGAAAACCAUAUCCCUUCGUAUUACAAAGGAAAUAGACAGCUUCCUGUGAUUUCCCCUGCGAUAUUGAGUGAUUUCAGUAACAAUGGCGUCGUUCCUUUUCUACUUAGCGCGGAGAAGUCUCAUUCCAGGUUAAUCGCUACAACGCAUCCAAUCCGUGUUGAAAAUAAGGCGUGUUUUCUGGUGGAUCUCGAUCGGCUCCAGGACCCAGAAGAUUUACUCUGUGAUGAUCUUGGUUCCUGGAAUCAAAGCAAAACUUCAGUCAAAAAGUACCAACUAGGAAGAAAGAAUGGCCAUGUCACAAAGAUCAUAAAACAGCCUGAUUACGCUGACGGUAGGCAAAGUGUCUUUCGUAGAACAUUUGUAAACAGGAGCGAUAACUCGAUGCAAAAGACCAUUGUCAAUGUGGUUCGUCCCAACGGAAGCCAUCACAAGUUGGUCUUUGUGCGUUAUUACUUCGAAGGAGCGCCAGAGCACAGCAUUCAGUUAAAGCCUCAUGGGAGUGCAAAAUCAGGCUGUGCAAUUCCCUAUCUGAGGACCUAUAGAAGCACCAUGUCAGAGAUGGCGACUGCUGUCUCUGGAAAAGAGAAGUCAUUGAAGAGAGUCGUACAGCAAAUAGAAGACGAUGUUGGUGGACUUGAACAGUGCAAUUCUGUUGGACAGCUCCCUAGAAACGAACGACAAGUGAAGUACUUAAAGGGCGAGUGUCGACCACCGAAGGUAAUGGAUCCCAUAUUUCAAAUAACAGAAAAAAUGAAAGAGCAGUCCCAAGAUGGGGAAAAAUUCACCCGUGCUUAUUCUUUGGAUGACGAUUCUCCAAAGGUCAUCUUAUUCACUGAUGAGCAGUUAGACGACAUUGCCAACUUUUGCUGUAAUGAUGUUGAUGGGCACAAAUCAAUUCUCUAUGUAGAUGUCACUUUCCAGCUAGGGCCUUUUUUUGUGCUGGUUACUUCUUAUCGAAAUACAACGCUUUACACAAAGAACUCUAGCCAUCCCGUUUGUCCAGUCCUUCUUGGCCCUGUCAUGUUAUGCAUGCUUAAGGACAAAGCAACAUACAUAACAUUGUUUCAGAAAAUAACGGCUCGUUUACCCGGAGUGAANUAUUCUUUGGAUGACGAUUCUCCAAAGGUCAUCUUAUUCACUGAUGAGCAGUUAGACGACAUUGCCAACUUUUGCUGUAAUGAUGUUGAUGGGCACAAAUCAAUUCUCUAUGUAGAUGUCACUUUCCAGCUAGGGCCUUUUUUUGUGCUGGUUACUUCUUAUCGAAAUACAACGCUUUACACAAAGAACUCUAGCCAUCCCGUUUGUCCAGUCCUUCUUGGCCCUGUCAUGUUAUGCAUGCUUAAGGACAAAGCAACAUACAUAACAUUGUUUCAGAAAAUAACGGCUCGUUUACCCGGAGUGAAGGCCUACUUACAAGCAUAUUGCACGGAUGGUGAGUUAGCACUUCGUGAAGCGUUUGGACAGGAGUUUGAGAGGUCCGUCUCAUUCUUGUGCAAACUGCACGUGAAACAGAACAUCAAAGAAAAAUGCUCCAAGCUGCAGAUGUCGAAAGCUGCCACUGAAGUUAUCGUCAAUGACAUAUUUGGAUCCGAAGGCCUUGUCCACGCGUCGGAGAAAACUGAAUAUUGGGCGAAAGUUGAGGAGCUAAAAAGGAAGUGGGACACCUUGGAGCAGAAGGAUACAAGGCGAGAUCCGCAGUUUGCAACGUAUUUUGUGAGACACAAAGCCGAUGAAGUAUGGAACCAUUUGUCAGCAAAGGUAUCCAGAGAAGCCGGGUUUGGUGAUGAGGUUCAGUGCAACAAUGUAUCCGAGUAUGUAAAUGCUGUCAGGAAG